Molecule: messenger RNA, 1749 nt
Organism: Brettanomyces bruxellensis
Lineage: Eukaryota; Fungi; Ascomycota; Pichiomycetes; Pichiales; Pichiaceae
Exons: 1
Coding region: 1-1749 (582 amino acids)
Cellular component (GO): nucleus
Molecular function (GO): nucleic acid binding; exonuclease activity
Source: RefSeq, a predicted model, not a curated record
AUGAGCGACCAGAUCAAAUUGGAAAAUAAUAGGUCUGCUGUGACUAAGGUGGACCCAAAGAAAAGAAAAAGAUUGGACGACUCUAUUGAUGGACAAAGUGGUAAGCACCGAAAGGUAAGGAAAAUUAAAAGAAAGUUUGCAUCCAUCGAACCAGAAGUCAUUAUUGAUAGCAGUACUAAAAGAAUACAUCUGCCGUCUCUUCAACAGCUAAUUCUUUAUUUGCUGACAAGCUCUAAUUCGCAACCUGAUUUCUGCAAGGUCAUAAAUAGAAGAGCAGUCUCCAAGGUUUUGUUUAUUGAGGUCAGGGGGCUUAACUGUACAGAUUUUGGUGUAAAGAGUCUACUCCGAGUGCAAAAUGCCGUCACUUUACAGAAAGAUCACUUCAGACAGGAAUUGGUGUCAUUUUCCAACGCUUUCGACUAUAUGGUUCCUAUGACAAUGCCUGGAUCUAAUCAUGCUGUUUAUCCACUUAUGACUUCUCUCGUUUCGGUUCAUUUGAGCAAUAAAGAAAGAAAGCGGAUUGUCCAUCAGAAUUCUGGGAAAGAGGCCACAUUAGAUAAUCUGUGCUUGAAGUUGGAUCAGUUAAUAGCUUCAGGAUACCCUAUUCACAAAGAUGUCACAGGCGCCAAACAAGAAUCAGUGGAUAAAACGUCUGAUUAUGUUAGUACUGUGAAAUUUGAUCAUCCAGGUGCGAAAGUGUUUGCUCUUGAUUGUGAAAUGUGCCGCGCCGAAAGUGGGCUUGUCCUUACACGUUGCUCGUUAACGAAUUGGGAUGGAAAGAGACUAAUUGAUGAACUUGUAAAGCCGGAUGAGCAUAUUGUUGACUACGUGACAAAAUAUUCUGGAAUUACAGAAGAAAUGCUUAAGGAUGUCAAAAUAAGAUUACCUGACAUUCAGCAAAAAAUAAAAGGCAUAGUUUCUUCCGAUGACAUACUUAUUGGUCACUCUUUACAAUCUGAUCUGAAUGUUUUGAAAAUGAAACAUCCACACAUUAUCGACACAGCAGAAUGCUAUGAUCAUGGUAGUGGACCACCGAUGAAACCUGCUUUAAAAAGUCUUAUCUUCAAAUACUUUGGUAAAACGAUACACGACAAAGCUACUGGCCAUGACUCAGUUGAAGACUGUACUUCUUGUCUUGAUUUGGUAAAGCUGAAACUUGAAAAGGGUCCAUUCUUUGGCAAGUCAUUGAAAACGUCAAUUUUUUCGAAUAUUGCACACUGCAACAAGAUGGAAACUACGAAUGAAGGUGAAAAGAUACCAAAAUCAUCUUUAGUUAUUGAUUCUGGUUUGCAGUUAUCUGGUCCUUAUGGUCCAGAUGAGCUGGUUCAGUGUAAAAGUGAUGACGAGGAGGUAGAAAUACUUCAAAAUAAAAUCACAAAGCAUGAUCUUAUUUUGAUGAAGCUUAGAGAAUUGGAGUUUUCUAAAGGAAUAAGUUCUCAGAAUGAUGGAAAUACUGAAUCUGUCGUGUCGGUUGAAGAAGCAUAUUCUAAUCUUGGUAUUCACUUCGAUAAAAUAUAUAAUGCAGUUCCAGCAAACACCUUGAUCAUUGUUUGUGCUAGUUGUGGGGACCUCAGUGCCAUUCGAGAGCUUCAGUCGGAACACAGAAGCUUCCAGCUUUUGUUUGGCAAAAAUCCGAACGUGAAAAAUAAAAGUAGCAGCUCCGAUUGGACUCAGAGUAAAGCUCAAAGACUUGAUGAUGCAGUCUAUAAAGUUAGGUCAUCAUUUUGUUUUCUGACCUUAAAAAAGUGA